Castor canadensis (American beaver) is the source of this 4950-nucleotide messenger RNA. RefSeq names its product phosphorylated CTD interacting factor 1 (gene Pcif1). The record is from RefSeq and is a predicted model, not a curated record. Gene Ontology annotation, molecular function: mRNA (2'-O-methyladenosine-N6-)-methyltransferase activity; RNA polymerase II C-terminal domain binding. Gene Ontology annotation, cellular component: nucleus. NCBI's taxonomy places the organism in Eukaryota, Metazoa, Chordata, Mammalia, Rodentia, Castoridae.
AGAAAAUACUUUUGACAACGUAACAGCAAAAAACAGUUAAUCACUGCGGUUUUUACACUUUAGUGUAAAUACGAACUAGCUUGGGGAGCUUCUAAGCCUGAGCACUCUGCAGUUGCAGAGUGACUUAUUCUUAAGAAGGCAGUAUUGGUGAUUAUGCUAGGACAACAGACAUAAGCCAAGACUGUCCCAGGUGAAGCGUGCAGCUAUGCUUACACAGAGGAGUUUAAUUCUGGAGGGCUCAAUCUAUUUGGAGCAAAUCUCACAAACCUGAGGCGAUCAUAGCUAACGUUAAGCGCUUUCAAACGGCAGGUAUUGUGCUGAAUACAUUCCAUUAUGAGUCACCUCCGUUAUUCUCACCUAACCUUUAAGAGGUGGGCGGGUUUAUCAUCUUCCAUUGAGAAAACAGUUUAAGUGAGCUCUUUCAAGAUCACAUCUGGGGUGGAGGGGCAAGGAUAUGGAAACCAGACUGAUGUGAUCUUCUAGUUUACAUUGUUUACUUCCGAUUUUCUUGACUUCCUUCCACCCCACCCCCCCGAAGCGGGAGGCAGCCAGCGUCUAGGACACCAGUGAGGAUGCGCAGCCGGAGCGUCUGCGGAGCCACGCUAACAGCAGGUGGCAAACUUGUCCUCUUCCCAGCUAAGACGGGUGGUCAGCUCACUUAGAGGCCAGAAGUGGGUGGAGCUACUAUUCUGAGCCGUUGGAUCCUGCCUAGGAUUCAGGCAGGGAGCUUGACAGCUGUCGACUGCUUGCAAGGCUAAACUUCACAGCUGCUUUGAGGUCUGUGAGGACUUGCACAGGUGUUCUUGUGGAGCUGGUGAUCCAGCCCAGGGCCUUGCUCAUGCCAGGCGAGCACUCCGCUACAGAGCCACACCUCCAGCCUCAGUGAGGCUGGUGAACCGUAAACCAGUGGCUUUCAGCUUAACAUUUGCCAACUAUGCCUAAAGCCCUUUUUAUUAUAUGCACUCUUCCAGCCCCUUGCGCGCGACUGGAUUUCUUUUACUCAACAGCUCUUACAACUUGUGGAGGAUCGCGAUGGAAUAAUGUUUGAUUUGCAUGCCGCGUGGAUGUGCAUGGGGACAAGGCUCACAUACAUACAGGUACCCAACGCGAUAUGAGGCCCAGAGACGCCAAGACCUGGCCGGAAGCAGCAGAGCGGUGCGGAGGCUAGGACCCAGGUGCCCACCACGUCUUGAGCCUACGUCACCAGGACUCCGCCCCCGUAUCGCGACCGACCCCGAGCCCCCAGAAAAUGCCAAACCAGCACCGUCGUCCCUAGGUCGUCAAACCAGGUUCUCCAGCCCCUCCGGGUGUGUUCGCAGGGGAAACUGAGGCGGGGAGCGGGCUUGUGAAUUUACUGCUCUCUUAGUCCCUACCCCAAGGACACCAAAGCUGUUUUCCCUUCCUCAGGGCCGCAAAGAAUAGCAGGGAAGGACGGGAGAAAGGGGAAAAGGCUGAAAGCAGGAUCUGAACCACCAGCCGACCCUGCCACACUCAAGAUGGCGGCGCGGCCGCGGCGAGGUCCCUCAGAGGCGGUACCAGCGCAUGCGCAGCGCGGAGUCCCGGCCCGGGACACAAGAUGGCGGCAGCGGCACUGGGGAGGGCGAGGCGGAGGCGGCAAAACGGGCGGUCGAGCAGAACGUGUAGCCGCAUCCCCUCGAGUCCGCUUCGGGCAGGAGCUCCCAACUUGCUGUGUCCUUGCCCCACUUGCUGUUUUCUCUGCCUGGGAGCAUUUCACAGGUCCCGUGUGGGUGCUGAGAUGGCCAAUGAGAAUCAUGGUAGUCCUCGGGAAGAAGCGUCCCUGCUGAGUCACUCUCCAGGCACCUCCAGCCAGCCCUGUUCUCCAAAGCCAAUGCGCCUGGUACAGGAUCUACCAGAGGAGCUGGUGCACGCGGGCUGGGAAAAGUGCUGGAGCCGGAGGGAGAACCGUCCCUACUACUUCAACCGAUUCACCAACCAGUCCCUGUGGGAAAUGCCUGUACUGGGCCAACACGAUGUGAUUUCGGACCCUUUGGGGCUGAAUGCGACCCCACUGCCCCAAGACUCAAGCUUGGUGGAAACCCCCCCGGCUGAGAACAAGUCCAGAAAGCGGCAGCUCUCGGAAGAGCAGCCAAGUGGCAAUGGUGUGAAGAAGCCCAAGAUUGAAAUCCCUGUGACACCCACAGGCCAGUCAGUGCCCAGCUCACCCAGUGUCCCAGGAACCCCCACACUGAAGAUUUGGGGUGCAUCCCCUGAAGAUAAACAGCAGGCAGCCCUCCUCCGGCCCACUGAGGUGUACUGGGAUCUGGAUAUCCAGACCAAUGCUGUCAUCAAGCACCGGGGGCCUUCGGAGGUCCUGCCCCCGCAUCCUGAAGUGGAAUUGCUCCGCUCCCAGCUGAUCUUGAAGCUUCGGCAGCACUACCGGGAGCUGUGCCAGCAGCGGGAGGGAAUUGAGCCUCCUCGGGAGUCUUUCAACCGCUGGAUGCUUGAGCGAAAGGUGGUGGACAAAGGAUCUGAUCCCUUGUUGCCGAGCAAUUGUGAACCAGUUGUGUCACCUUCCAUGUUUCGUGAAAUCAUGAAUGACAUUCCCAUCAGGUUAUCCCGAAUCAAGUUCCGGGAGGAAGCCAAGCGCCUGCUCUUCAAAUACGCAGAGGCUGCCAGGCGGCUCAUCGAGUCCAGGAGUGCAUCCCCAGACAGUAGGAAGGUGGUAAAGUGGAACGUGGAGGACACUUUCAGCUGGCUUCGAAAGGACCAUUCAGCCUCCAAGGAGGACUACAUGGACCGUCUGGAGCACCUGCGGAGGCAGUGUGGCCCCCAUGUCUCGGCUGCAGCCAAGGAUUCUGUGGAAGGCAUCUGCAGUAAAAUCUACCACAUCUCCCUGGAGUAUGUCAAACGGAUCCGAGAGAAGCACCUCACCAUCCUCAAGGAAAACAACAUUCCAGAGGAGGUGGAGGCCUCUGAAAUGGAGCCCCGCCUGGUGUACUGCUACCCAGUGCGGCUAGCUGUAUCUGCACCCCCCAUGCCCAGUGUGGAGAUGCACAUGGAGAAUAAUGUGGUCUGCAUCCGGUAUAAGGGAGAGAUGGUCAAGGUCAGCCGGAACUACUUCAGUAAGCUGUGGCUCCUUUACCGCUAUAGCUGCAUCGAUGACUCUGCCUUUGAGAGGUUCUUGCCCCGAGUCUGGUGUCUUCUCCGACGGUACCAGAUGAUGUUCGGCGUGGGCCUCUAUGAGGGAACUGGCCUGCAAGGAUCACUGCCUGUGCAUGUGUUUGAGGUCCUCCACCGACUCUUUGGUGUCAGCUUUGAGUGUUUCGCCUCACCCCUCAACUGCUACUUCCGCCAAUACUGUUCUGCCUUCCCUGACACAGAUGGCUACUUUGGCUCCCGAGGGCCCUGCUUGGACUUUACCCCGCUGAGUGGUUCCUUUGAGGCCAACCCUCCAUUCUGUGAGGAGCUCAUGGAUGCUAUGGUCUCUCACUUUGAGAAACUGCUGGAGAGCUCACCAGAGCCCCUGUCCUUCAUCGUGUUCAUCCCAGAGUGGCGGGAUCCCCCUACACCAGCGCUCACCCGCAUGGAGCAGAGCCGCUUCAAACGUCACCAGCUGGUCCUGCCUGCCUUUGAGCACGAGUACCGCAGUGGCUCUCAGCACAUCUGCAAGAAGGAGGAAAUGCACUACAAGGCCGUCCACAACACAGCCGUGCUCUUCCUACAGAAUGACCCUGGCUUCACCAAGUGGGGGCCAACACCUGAGCGUCUGCAGGAGCUAACCACUGCCUACCGGCAGUCAGGCCGUAGCCAUGGCUCCAGCUCUUCCUCAUCGUCCUCAGAGACCAAGGACCGGGACUCAGGCAGAGAGCAGGGCCCUAGCCAUGAGCCUCAUCCCACUUAACACAACCUGCGGGGAGGAGGAGCCCCACGGGUGCUGUAUGGAUGGUGGGACUCAGGCCUCUGGGGGCUGAGUGGACUCCAGGACCCUCCGCUGGGGUGGCAGCAAGACUUGGGCUGCCAGUGACAUAGGAAUAUUAAUGGCUCUAGCAGGGCUCUCCCUCCCUGCUCCUACUCCCCACCUCUGAUUCGUUCCAUGUCCCCUGUAAAUAGGCCCAUGCCUUUCCAACCCCAUACUGACCCUGUUGCUGCCUUGUUUCAUUUGUAAAAGGAAAUACAGAACCCCCACCAAUAAUGUGUGAGGGUCUUGAGGGCAGAGGAAGCUGCCUGGAGCUACUUCUGGGACCACUCCCAGGCUCUUAUGAGCCCUGGGUCUCCACACCCCACCCCAAGAUCUCCACACAGCUGGGUUCCUGGUGACCUCUGCCUGUUCUCAGUAGGUUGGAGGAAUCUAGGGCCUGAAUCAUCUUGCAGCAUAGCUGGGACUUCCGGAUACCUCUGGGGAGAUAAGGACCACAGCUGCGCCCUGUGCUUAUGUGGAACCAGAUUUGUUGGCCCUGGGGUCACCCCUGCAAGCAGUUUUACAGACAAAGCUGAAAAGUGCAGAGUUGAUGUUACCACAGGCUUCGGGGUGUAGCACCUGUCUUGUGAGGCACAGAGUUCAGGGGAGGAAGCAGGGUUUGGAGGUACUGGGCAGGGCUAUACACAGCUACCUGUGGCAGGAUCAGCUGAUUGCAGAGCUAGGCAGCCUCCACCUGUUGGGGGCUAUUCACAGGCCCCUUCCUUUUGCUUCCUGGAUCCUUGCCUGGUUCAGGCUAUUAGCAGCAAGUAGACAAAGCAAGCUGGCCAUGGCUGGACUCUGGUCCCUUUAUUGAGACUGAAGGGCCAGUGGGUCCAUCCAAACAAAAAUAAAUUUCUCCCCCAAACCCAAAGCCUGCCUGCAGGCUGGGGCACCCAGCAUGUCCUGGCUGGGGCUGAUGGCUGUCCCCCAACACCAACAGCACAGAGUGCUGGCUCCCAGCAUCUAGAGACCCUAAGCGGGCAGGGAGGUGGUUGCUGCAGUCUUGGAAAAGCCAGCCCCAACAUCCACGA